UGUGUAACUCUUUCAAAUAAAUAAAUAAAAUCUUAAAAAAAGAAAAAAGAAAACACAACUACUUUUUUAAUAAAAUUAUAUUACUGCAUUAGAAGUAAUCAAACAGUAUAAUACUGGCAUUAACAACAGAUCCAUAGACCAACAGAAUGUACGAGAGAAGCCAGCUUGCUGUGAGGAUUGAACAGGAUAACGCACAUUAACUGUAGCAGCGUAAUCCUAAAAGCUCAACACCUGAAAAGUUAGUGCUCAGUGAACUGUAAGUGACGAUUAGGGGAAUAAAAGAAAGCCAACAUUAACCCGCACCCUCCGCCAUGGCUCCCAUGGUGACCCACGGGGGCUAUCUGCACAUGCCCCCCGAGGCAGUCUGGUCUUAGUUGGAAGGGUUUCCCAGCUGCUGAGUGCCGCGGGCGGGCCAGGGCAGCAGCGUCCGAGCCCUCGGUCAGCCUGCCUGGUGGUCCCUGCCCAGCUUUCAUUUCAUCACAAUCUCUGCCCCUGACCUGCUCUGUGGCCCCCUCCCUUGCUGCCGCCUCCUGUGCCUCUCUCAGGACUCCUAGUGUCUCCUCCGCUCAGGUUCUUACCUUCUAGCUGGCUGGUGACUGAGUGCCACCACCGGACCACCUUGACAGCACCUCAAAGCCAAACUGGAUUUCGUGGAGUUCUCCUGGGACUCCAACCCACCCUCAGCUGGCCCCAGGAUUGGCCUUGGAGAGCUCCAGGGGCUACUGGAUGAGCAGGUUGUGUGGGCAGGCUCAGAUGUCGCUGGGCCUCAGGUCUGGCUUCCCCCUGCCCGGGAGAGGUUGCCCUCCCAGCCGGGAGGAGACCCCAAGAACCAUGGCCCAGCUGCCUCAGACACAUCUGGAGAAAUCAAAAUCCCACUCCUUUCGUUAUGUGAUCUGCCUUCUCCUCCUCGCCCUUGUCUUGACCUCCUUGGGCUGUACCUUCCUGGCACCGAGAAGCCAGAAUCUGGAAGACACUCUGGCCAGGGCCAGUCUGGCUGCUAAAGAAAUGAACCACCUGGAAGUCGUGAACGUAUCAAGGUUGGUGUACCCACAGCCAAGCCUGCUACUGUUUUCUAAGGAGGAUGUCCUUGUCCAGACACCUUGGUUAGCUCCAAUUGUGUGGGAAGAGACUUUCAACAUUGAGAUACUGAAUGAGCACUUCUGGCUCCAGAAUGUCACCGUUGGGUUGGCCUCGUUUGCCGUGAAGAAGUACGUGGUCUUCCUGAAGCCGUUCCUGGAGACGGCAGAGGCCCACUUCAUGGUGGGACACAGGGUGAAAUACUACAUCUUUACCGAUCAGCCCGAUAGCGUCCCGCCCAUCCGGCUCGGAGCCGGGAGGCAGAUGGCCAUCCUGGAGGUCCCGACCCCCGCCGGCCGCCGGGAGGUGUCCGGACCCCGCAUGGAAAUACUCAGCCAUUUCUCUUCUCUGCACUUCUUCAAGGAGGUGGAUUACCUGGUGUGCGCACACGUGGACGUGACCUUCCAGGAGCACGUGGGCGUGGAGAUCCUCUCCGCCUUGUUCGGCACCAUCCACCCUGUCUUCUUUGGGCGCCCUCGGGACACCUUUGCCUACGAACGCUGGCCCCAGUCGCAAGCCCACGUUCCGCUCGGCGAGGGGGACUUCUAUUACACAGAGGCUUUAUUUGGGGGUUCAGUGCCGGAAGUUCACAAGCUCGCCACAGCCUGUCACGAGGCCAUGGCGAGGGACAAAGCCCGCCACGUUGAGGCUGUGUGGCAUGAGGAGAGCUACUUGAACAAGUACCUGCUUUACCACAAACCCACCAAGGUCCUCUCCCCUGAGUACAUGUGGGACAAGAGGCUGAUGGACUUGCCGGCCAUCUUCCAGAACGUGAGAUUUCAGGACAAGUGGGUGCUCCAAAGAAUCACCAAGCAACCCAGAACGCGUGACGGAAGCGUCCAGGGAAGCGGGGAGAAGUCCAGUGGACAGGGCACUGUCACCACCAGCAAGGUCAAAGGAAUAAGCACGCUGAAUGUGACGAAGCUGAGCCCUGUGUGAGGACGAAUCUUUGCCACCGACGUCUCCACUCUCGAUCUGAGGUCUACUUCCUGCCUCUCCACACCUGAGGCUGAAAUCCCCCCAAUGGCACCUGUUUCCGCCUUUAGCAGACUGAUUCUAAUAAAAGUAACUGUGACUGAUCUCGGAGUGCCUGGGCCCGUGUGCUGUGGGGGGAGGGAGAGGCCUGGCCGGAGAUCUUGGGGGGUGGAGAGGAGAAGGGAGGUGCGUAGCCGUACAGGGUAAGGGGGCUGCAGUCUGGCAGAACCAGGAGCCACCCAGGCCCCCGGCAGACUGGCUGUUUGAUCACGGGCAAGCUGUUUGAUGGUCCUGAGGCUGCUUCCUCAUCCAUAUUACAUUACAGAAUCGCGGUGUCACUGCAGGGUUCACUAGCCUGGCAGGUUCAACGUGCUGGCCACGCCCACACACAGCUUUUCUCUGGCUUUCGCCUUCACAGGGUUGUAGGGCUUCUGCUCCCCAAAAGACGACUCCAGCAAUGGAGGGACGACUGGAGAUGAUCUUGGUGGGUUCCUCUCAAGCCCCUUGGUCUGCCAGUGGCAUUGGGCCUUUUCUGGCCCUCCUC
Messenger RNA from Oryctolagus cuniculus (rabbit), 2596 nucleotides. Lineage: Eukaryota; Metazoa; Chordata; Mammalia; Lagomorpha; Leporidae. The record is from RefSeq and is a predicted model, not a curated record.